AUGGCGCCAAAAAGCAGUCAAUCUACGCAGCCAAACUCGUCGCAGAAGGCCACGCAGCCGACCAUCUCCAGCUUCUUCACAAAAAAACCGUCGCAGACGCCCAAGUCCACGCCGAAACCCGUUCCUAAGGCGCCUUCUCCACCUAUCAGCAACGACGCAAACCAAGAUGACGACAACGACGACGAAGAUGGCCUUCCGGUCUCGCAGUCUAUUCCCGUUCGUAAACGCGCAAUACACGAAGACGAUGCUCAGGAUACCGAUCGCUCCUCUCCCUCCAAGCGCGUUAGAUUCGAGAAAGGCGACUCGCCGCGACAGACGUCUGCAUUAAAGCUUCCAAAGAUCACUGAUAGGACCUCCAAGUUCCUGUUUUCCUCGUCACCUCCCGCACGGGAUGAGAGCCAUCAAAAUGACGACGAGGAUGCGGCGCUUUCGCAGAAGCAGAAGGAGAGGCUACACGAGAAGUUUGUCAAGAAGCUGGGUCGACCAGAUAGCUUUGCCGAAUUAAGGAGGCGCAACAAGAUUAUAGCUGAGGACAAUCCCAAUGCUAAUGGCGAGGAAGGCGACGGUGAGGAGGACGGGGAGGAGGAUGAGCCUCCCCAGAAGCCCACCAAGGGAAAGAAGAGCGUUGCGACGAAGAAGGCGAGCAAGCUGACACCCAUGGAGAUACAAUAUUUGGACAUUAAGCGGAAGCAUCUGGACACAAUCAUAGUCAUGGAGGUCGGUUACAAGUACAAAUUCUUUGGCGAGGACGCAAGAACUGCGUCGAAAGCGCUGGGUAUCGUCUGUAUACCAGGAAAGUUCAGAUAUGACGAGCACCCCUCAGAAGCACACCUCGACCGAUUCGCAUCUGCCAGUUUUCCUACACAUCGUCUGCAAGUCCACGUCAAACGUCUCAUACAAGCGAACCACAAGGUUGGUGUAGUGCGGCAGCUAGAGACAGCAGCGCUGAAAGCGGCUGGUACCAACAGAAACGCUCCAUUCGUACGGAAGCUCACCAAUCUCUACACUAAAGGCACCUAUGUGGACGAUGUCGAGGGUUUGGAGGCACCUACUGAGGGCUCAGGUGCUGGCGUACAGUCGACCGGAUAUCUGCUUUGCAUUACCGAGAGCAAUGCGAAAGGUUGGGGUACCGAUGAGAAAGUUCAGGUCGGGCUGGUGGCCGUCCAGCCUGCGACUGGCGACAUCAUCUACGAUGACUUCGAAGACGGCUUUAUGCGCAGCGAGAUUGAGACACGACUGCUCCACAUUGCACCCGCCGAGUUUCUUGUAGUCGGCCAUCUAUCCAAGGCUACAGAGAAGCUAAUACAACAUCUAUCAGCUAGUAAGACCAACGUUUUCGGAGACAGGUCGCGGGUUGAGAGAGUGGAAAAGCCGAAGACGAUGGCUGCACAAGCGUACAGUCACAUCUCGAACUUUUAUGCAGGCAAGAUGAAGUCUAGCCAGGAAGUUGACUCUGACAAGCAAGGUGCCAUCCUAGACAAGGUACAUCAAUUGUCAGAGCAUGUCACGAUAUGUCUCUCAGCGAUGAUCACAUAUCUUAGCGAGUACGGGCUGGAACAUGUUUUCGAUCUCACAAAGUACUUUCAACCUUUCAGCGCUAGAUCUUACAUGUUGCUGAACGGCAACACUCUAUCUAGUCUGGAGAUAUACCAGAACCAAACAGACUACACUUCGAAAGGCAGCUUGUUCUGGACCAUGAACCGGACAAAGACUCGCUUUGGGCAGCGGUUGCUGAGGAAGUGGGUCGGCCGGCCGCUGAUAGACAAGGAGAAAUUAGAAGAGCGCAUAGCAGCGGUGGAGGAGCUCAAGGAAGGCGACAACACCAUACCUGUCGACAAGCUGAAAUUCGUGCUUGGAAAGAUCAGAACUGAUCUCGAAAAGGUGCUCAUUCGCAUAUAUUACAAGAAGUGUACAAGGCCGGAACUGCUGGCAGCUUUGCAAAGUCUCCAGGAAAUAUCAAGCCAAUACCUGUCAGCGAAGACACCCGAGCAGAGCGGUUUCGCUUCCUCACUCCUAAGCGAAGCAGUCUCGAACGUACCGAAGAUAUACGAUGAUUUGAACAACUUUCUAGAGCGUAUCAACGCUCGAGCCGCAAAAGAUGACGACAAGUACUCGUUCUUCCGCGAAGAGCAUGAGGCGGAAGACAUCAACGACCUAAAGUUGAGCAUCGCCUCUGUAGAAGACGACCUCAACACACACCGAAAGGAUGCGGCUGCGAAGCUGGGGAAGAGCCAGGUAGUCUACGUCACGGUUGCUGGAAUUGAGUACUUAAUCGAGGUCAAGAGGAAGGCACCUGAGGAGAAGAAGGUACCUGCUUCGUGGCAGCAGAUCUCAGCCACCAAGACUACCUUGCGUUUCCACACCCCAGAAGUCAAGCGCAUGCUCCAAGAGCGAGACCAGUACAAGGAGUCACUUGCGGCAGCAUGCAGAAAGCCUACAUUGGUCUCAACACUCGACGCACUCCUUUCUCUAGCUACCUUGGCGAACCAGCCUGGUUAUGUGAAGCCUACUUUCACAGACGACAUUGAGCUCAACAUCACUGGUGGUCGGCAUCCCAUGGUCGAGCAACUACUCCUCGACAACUACGUUCCCAACGACCUUUCCCUCUCACAUGACUCUACGCGCGCCCUCCUUAUAACAGGUCCCAAUAUGGGUGGCAAGUCCUCUUACGUGCGCUCUGCAGCUCUAAUCGCCAUCAUGGGCCAAAUCGGUUCCUACGUUCCAGCGGUCGAAGCGCGACUAGGCAUGUUAGACGCCGUCUUCACCCGUAUGGGUGCCUUUGACAACAUGCUCAAAGGCGAAUCAACCUUCAUGGUCGAGCUCAACGAAACCUCUGAUAUCCUCAAAUCCGCAACACCCCGUUCCCUUAUCAUCCUCGACGAGCUGGGUCGUGGUACAUCAACCUUUGACGGUGUCGCCAUUGCGGAAGCAGUGCUUGACUACGUUAUCCGGGACCUACAGUCGCUCACGCUGUUCAUCACGCAUUACCAGCAUUUGGCCAAACUCUCCAGUCGCUUCUCCAAUGGUGAGCUGAAAAACGUACACAUGCGCUUUGAAGAGCAGAAUGGCGGAAAGGAAGUCGUCUUCCUAUAUGAAGCUACAGAGGGUAUCAGUCAUCGAUCAUACGGCUUGAAUGUAGCGCGGUUGGCAAGGGUACCGGAGAAGGUCAUCGAUGUGGCCGGGGUCAAAAGUGCGGAGUUGGAAGAGAGUAUGGGGGCGUGUAAACUGGGGAACUUGUCGCGCAUGGUGAAGGGCUUGCUGACUGAUGAAUCGGAAGCAAGUCUCGACAAGCUUGUUGAGGGUAUUGAGCAACUGUAA
Molecule: messenger RNA, 3318 nt
Organism: Alternaria atra
Lineage: Eukaryota; Fungi; Ascomycota; Dothideomycetes; Pleosporales; Pleosporaceae
Exons: 4
Coding region: 1-3318 (1105 amino acids)
Biological process (GO): mitotic recombination; mismatch repair
Cellular component (GO): nucleus
Molecular function (GO): mismatched DNA binding; ATP-dependent DNA damage sensor activity; ATP binding
Source: RefSeq, a predicted model, not a curated record